GAAACAGUUGAAAAGGCACCUUUUCAGCACUUCAAAGAGCAUGGAACUGGAAUCAAGAUCAAUGGAGGUUUCAAAUGCAGGUUUGUAGGCAUCUUUUAGGUGCGCUGCAUACUGGCAUGGCUUCACGAUUGGGAGGCUGUGAACGGGGUUCCUUUGUUUUCUCUACUGUGAAUAGAUCAACUGAGUCGACGGUCUUUGUAUUGAAGUCGUUAACAUACACCACUUUGGCAAGGCGCCCGUUUGUUCAGGCCCUGCUUACAAGGACCGUUUGAGGAGGCUGAGUAGGGCCUUGAAUCUGGCUGACUGCGUGCAUCUUGAGUUGGAGCAAGAGCCCCUGCACUUUUUGGUCGGUUGACUGUCAAGCACAUCCCUCACGCCUGUCCAUCACAAGCGUUGCAGCACCUCCAUCUUUGAACGUUGGGGACUUGAGCUUAGUACACCUUAGGUGGUCACAACCAGGCACGAGAGUUGAAGCAUCACUUGCGUGUAGAUAGAGAGCGUCACGCCUGCAGCAUAAACCUCUGCUGAAACAGAGGUGCCGAGAAUGGCGAUCUUGCAGGCCAAGCAGAGCGGGAGCAGUGCGCAAGAUGUGUCAAUGGAAGCACGGAGAGAGACAGGCCCGACUGAAGAGCCUGACGCUGAGAAGGGAGGCUUCCCUACGAGUCUUGUCUGUAUUGUGGGGACUGAGUUUUGUGAGCGCUUUGCGUAUAAGGGGAUGUCCACAGUCUUGGCACUGUAUUUCAUGGACCACUUGCACCAGAGCGAAGAGCAGGCCACCGAGUUCCUCCACCUUUUCAUCGUCGCCUGCUACAUGACCCCCCUCCUCGGCGCCUUCAUCUCAGACAGCUACAUCGGGAAGUACCGGACGAUCCUCUACCUUUCUCUCGUCUACUGCCUAGGCAACUGGGCGAUGGCCGCGUCAGCUCUCCACUCGCAGGCUUCCCACUCCGCCAGCUUAACCAUCCUGGGGCUAGGACUGAUCGCGUUCGGAACGGGGGGUAUCAAGCCCUGUGUGUCUGCAUUUGGGGGGGACCAGAUCGAGCUGUCCUAUCCCCCGAGCUCUGCGAGAAACACCCUCCUGCGGCGCUUCUUCUCGGCGUUCUACUUCUCAAUCAACGCGGGGGCUGUUCUGAGCACGCUGAUCACCCCCCUGAUUCGGAGCUACAGCAGCUAUACCUGGGCGUUUGCGGUUCCCGCCUGGCUCAUGAUGCUCUCGCUCGUUCUCUUCUACCUCGGAAGCGGAUCGUACAAGCACCAGCCCCCGGGGGGGAACGUGGUCGCUCAUGUCGCCGGGGUGAUCUGGACCGCCAUCCGGCUUAACACGCAGAGGGGUUCGGAGCAGCCGGCUCUUCCUGAGGCAGAACCGCAAGCACCGGAACAACCACAGAAGGCGUCCAGGCCUCCCCAGGUCAAGGUCCCCCAGAGUAAGCCGAUCGGGAUCGGCGGCCGCGUGCGCUUCUCAAACUUCAUCGGGGGCAACUCUCUGCGAACGGCGUCUAUCUUUCUGCGCGGGACGCCCCCCGAGACCAGGCCCGAGCAGCAGGCCCUGCUUUCGGGCGCGGACAGCGGUCCAGAGUCCGGGAGCUCUGUUCGGGGGGGUAACAAUAUCCCUGUUCCGAGACCCCCCAGCAGGAGGAAUCUGGCGGGCGAGAUCGGCGCCCAGGCUCUGCCACCGGCAGGGCCCCCAGUAGUGGCUGCCCGGAGCGCGCCAAGUGGCGGCGUCCCGGCGGGCCAGGUGGCAAAGCGGCACUGGCUCGAUGCGGCCAAGGCGGUGCAUGGGAGCCAGGACGUGGAGGAUGUGAAGGGGCUGUUGAAGGUGCUGCUGCUGUUUGUGCCGGCGCCCCUGUUCUGGUCGCUUUUCGACCAGCAGUCAAGCAGAUGGGUGUUCCAGGCGCGCAAACUAGAUGGGCGGCUGCCGUUCGGGCUGGUCAUCGAGCCGGAUCAAAUGCAGGUCCUCAACGCGAUGUUCAUCCUGAUCAUGAUCCCCCUCUUCGACCGCGGCAUUUACCCCUUCCUCGAGCGCCGCGGCGUCUCGCUGCGGCCCAUCCGCCGCAUGGUCGUCGGCAUGUUCAUCGCCGCGGUCGCAUUCGUCCUCUCCGCGUUCCUCCAGAUCGCUCUUGACCACGGAAGUCCGGAGCCCGCCGAGGGGCUGGCGUCAUCGCUGGGGGUCUUCGGUGGCAACGGAACAGUGGGGCUCGGGAGCGGGCAGGGUUUCUUCGGGGGGGCCGAUUUGGCUGGCUGGGGGAAGGGGGGACAUGCGGGAAAGGGGGGGCACAGCGGGGAGCACCAACGGCUGUCCAUGCUGUGGCAGGUGCCCCAGUACGUGGUCUUGACGGCGGGCGAGAUCCUGUUCAGCAUCACGGGCCUGGAGCUGGCGUACUCGCAGGCGCCCUCCAACAUGACAGCUGUCGUGCAGAGCGCCUGGCUGCUGAGCGUUGCGGCGGGCAAUCUGGUGACCGUCCUAGUUGUCGGCAUCAUUGGGAACCGCCUCUCGCUGGCCAACGAGUUCUUCUUCUUCGCUGGUGGCUGCAUAGUGGCUAUGCUGGCCCUGAAAUUUGUUGGCCGAGGUUUUGAGUAUGCCGGAGCUCGCCAACCACGGAAAGGGAGUUCUUCAGGUCCAGUUGCUAGUCCUGCCAAUCAGGACGUCGAACAAGGUUUGCAUUGAGACUUCUGAUUUUGAGUUGUAUAGUAAUGCUAACAUCAGGUGCAGCUUUAACAUUCUUUGGGCGAACUCCGAAGUCGAACAGCUGCCAUGUAUCGUCAACAAACAUUGUAGCUCGAUGCUUUGAGGUGAUACGACGUAAGCACUUCUUAGGAAAAACCAACAAGCAAGCAAAAUAUUAGUUUCAUUUUUGUUUGUUAGUCAAUAUGGUCCCUUGUUUCUACACACGCUGUGGAUAUCUGGAAGCUUUACUUGUGUGCCAUCCCGGGUGUCCGGUUUCGUAUGGG
This is a messenger RNA of Klebsormidium nitens, 2949 nucleotides long. NCBI's taxonomy places the organism in Eukaryota, Viridiplantae, Streptophyta, Klebsormidiophyceae, Klebsormidiales, Klebsormidiaceae. The record is from the annotation of a GenBank genome assembly.